Molecule: messenger RNA, 1347 nt
Organism: Lizanozyma spartinae
Lineage: Eukaryota; Fungi; Ascomycota; Pichiomycetes; Serinales; Debaryomycetaceae
Exons: 1
Coding region: 1-1347 (448 amino acids)
Biological process (GO): post-transcriptional tethering of RNA polymerase II gene DNA at nuclear periphery; transcription elongation by RNA polymerase II; poly(A)+ mRNA export from nucleus
Cellular component (GO): transcription export complex 2
Molecular function (GO): RNA binding; double-stranded DNA binding
Source: RefSeq, a predicted model, not a curated record
AUGACUUCUAUAGAUAUCCUUAUAGCCGAUAUCAAUCGAUGUAUCCAAUUGCCCCCCAAUCAAAUCCCCUUGGCAUUAAGUAAAAUCCUCAGCUUGGACCCUAACACCAACCACCAUCGAGCAGUCUCAUUGAGUCAAGAUAAUCCGAGACCAUGUACUGGAUUCUUUAAUGAUGAGUUUACUGCCUUCAAUAAUGUCGUCACUCUGUUUGUGCGUCUUUGGUGUCUUAUGAACCCGUGGUCUGUGCUUGAAUCCUUUGAUUUGUAUGGCCAGUUGUUGAAUGACCAAGCUCAAGCAUUCAGCAAUGGUCAACGAGGUCAUCUAAUGACUAUCACCAUCAAAGAGACCAUUGAUACCGUCUUACCCAUGGCAACCAGGUUAGACAUUAGUUUAAAGCAAAGAGAAUCCACUCCUUGGCCUCGCUUGACAUACAUGGCCAGUGUACUACUCCGAGUAUUCAAUAAUAUUCGUACGAAUGAUCCUACGGACCAAAAGAAACAAAUCAUCCUUUUCAUAGGUAAUAGACUUUGUUUGAUCUACAACAGAAUAGGAAGCCCGUUGCUUUGUCGGAACAUUUAUUCCAAUAUGAAUAACUUGGGACUAAACUGGAAAAGAUAUCUGAAGAACGAACAACUACAAUAUCGGUAUUAUUUAGCAAGGUUUUAUCUUAUUAAACACCAAUUGGUUGAUAGUUAUCAACAUUUUCUUUGGUGUCUUGUUAACUGUCCUCUAGGGUUCAAAGACCUGACUAAUGUGACGUCGAUCCUUAAAUAUUUGAUCCCUAUUGCGAUAAUCAUUGGGAAAUGUCCCAACAUCAAUUACUUUAGUCAAACGUUCUACUCCAGUCCUCAAUCAAUACCUCCAUUCAUCCGAACUUAUCAAGCAAUUGUCCAAGCUAUUAAAAGAGCAAACUUUACAGAGUUUCAUCAAUGUCUAGAAUUGAACUACCUACAACUUAAACAGUCCAAUAUCCUCCUUUUAUUGGCCAACAAAUGCCAUAUCCUUAUUUCCAGGAAUCUACUUAGGAAAACAUGGUUAUACUUAGGCCAACCCAAUAAACUUGAGUUUUCUCAAAUAAAACGGGCAUUUGCUUUAUCCAUCAAUAAUAGCAAUGCUGGCCACAUUGGGUAUAAUACUUAUUUGACCCAAUUGGAUAACUCAGGUAUCCAUAAUUUAAUGACUUCUCUCAUUGAUGAAGACUUAGUAAGAGGAAAGAUCUUCCCCAUGUUAGAAACAGUGGCUCUUUCUAGAAGUGUGGUGUUUCCUAAAGUUGAUUUUGUCAACUUUACAAAGUUUGGUAACGGGAUAGAAGGAACGCUAAACAGUACUGAUAAAUGGAUGAACUAA